Messenger RNA from Pyricularia grisea, 1518 nucleotides. RefSeq lists its product as uncharacterized. The coding region runs from base 1 to 1518 and encodes 505 amino acids. The record is from RefSeq and is a predicted model, not a curated record. The transcript is spliced from 3 exons. Lineage: Eukaryota; Fungi; Ascomycota; Sordariomycetes; Magnaporthales; Pyriculariaceae.
AUGCUCAACGAGAACUACGACCUCGAGGCGAAGCUGCUCGCACGCAACUGGUCCCUAACGGCAGUGAGCGGAUUAGUACUUCUGGGUAGGAUAUAUUCGCGAUUAUGGAAACAACGGCUGGCACUGUGGUGGGAUGACUGGAUUAUCCUUCUGACGUGGCUGCUACUGCUCAUAACGUCCAUCUACUCCAUCUUCCAGCUGCGCGGCUCCGGGGUGCCCGUAUCAGACCUCACAGCACAGGAAAGAACCGACUUCAUGUUUUGGACCCAGCUGGUUGCCACAAUCGCAGUCAUCACCAGUGCUUCGGCCAAGACGGGCUUCUGUGUAACACUCGUCCGCGCCUCCGCACCUCAACUGCUGCAACAGAACCUGAAUAGGAGCAGUGACUCCUGGAGCCAGAGCAGCGCCGAGACCGCGCGGCCGCAACGGAGAUGGAGGGAUACCGUUGGAAACUGGCAGUGGGGGAUGGACUGGCCAACGGGAGGGAGCAGCCAAAAAGAAAACAAGAAUAAGGAAAACAAGGAAUCAAAUUCCAAGUGGAGAAAUAGUUCCGGGAACUGGCAGUGGCCUAAGAAAGCCAAGUCUCGAAAUCAACAACCGACGUCCGAAUCUGCCACCCCUGAGGAGUCUACAACAAGCUGGCGAGACUCUGCCGGAAACUGGCAGUGGGGAUUGAGCAUAAAGGGACAGACACGCCAUAAAUGGCUCCGGUGGACAUCAUGGAUCAUUCUGGUCGCCGUAAACAUCGUCUCACUACUCGCUGGCGUCUUGAUAUGGACGCGCUGCGAUCCCAUCACCAAGACGUACCGACCAGAUGUCCCUGGACAGUGCUUCAGUAACACCACUACCUCGGCAAUCUUCACCACCAAUAACGCCUUCUCGGGGGCUAUGGAUCUUAUCCUUAGCAUGCUGCCCUUUCUGAUAAUUUGGGGAAAAGGCCUAACUCGAGGACAGAAGCUAGGAGUGUUUUUUUGUGUUCUGCUGGGAAGCCUUACUGCAGCUGCUGCCUUUGUCAAAGCUGCCCAAACACAACUCAACAUGGACGGCGACCCAACCAUAACUGGAACGAGCUAUCUGGUUUGGGGCACCGUCGAAUCGCACGUCCUCGUGAUCGCUGCUUCGCUCCCUUCUCUGGGCUAUUUCAUCUGGCCACCACGCGACGACGACCGCACCAUCGCGCCAUCGGCGCAGACUUGGCGCAUCCCGACGCCCGAGGGGCUGCGUGAAGCCAUGGAUCGACCUGUGACCACAGCUGACCUGCAGUCGACAAGUCAACCAAUGAUUCGCUGGGACUUGGACAAGGGAAACAUGAUGCCUACCUACCCUAAGGUCGUGGCGGCGGAUGUGAAGCAAACUGGGGAGGCUCCGUUACCUCCCACCAGUAUAAUGGCGAGACCCAGGCCGAAGUCAUCCAACGCCAUGCUACGACCCCCGCCGGUGCCUGUCAAAGAUGCGCGGAGGGAUCAAAGGUCAAAAUCGAUGAUUUCGGGGAGUUCGGCCAACGCCAUGUUCAUCUGA